UGGAUAUAGAAUAGGAUCACCCUGUGCUCUGCUAUCUUUUACCCUGUUUCUAUGUCUGUGUAAACCGGAAUACUGCGUGCGAUCUACUUUUUGCACUCAUUCCUAAGGAAUCCUAAAGUGUGUACACCUCGUUGGUUACUUUUUUUUUUUUUUUUUUUUUUUUUUUGCCCGGACAACAAGAAUCAACCGGUGGAUGGUGGUCGCAUCAGGAUGUUAUAUUUGUGGCUCUGGAUGGAACAUUGUCUUCACUCCAGCCAUUAAAAUCUAGGGCGCUUUAAUCUAAACGCCUGUUCUCCAAGCAACAUUUAUGAAAGGGGGCAGGGGGACACACAGACCAAGUGGGCAAGAUAAUUGAUUUCGGUUUAUGAAUGGCACUGACAUGGAGGAAAUUCCGUUUCAGAAAGUCAAAACCAGGAGGAAGAAAGGCCACUGUCCCCCUGGAUUCCCUUUAAAUGCUCUCGCCUGCGAGGACGAAUUUGAUUGCAAAGAGCUGGAAUCUCUUUUCCAGAAUUACAACCUGAAAUUGGAGCAAACCUCGACUUUGAAAGCGCUGGCUGUUUUGAUCAUAAUGACUUCAACUUUGGCCCUGGUGGAACUCAUGUCUGGCCCCAGCUUGACCAUUUCCAAAGGGUCCCAUCCAGUGCACUGUAUUAUCUUCGUGUCACUUUUCAUCGUCACCAAUGUCAAGUACUUACAGGUGAUCCAGCUGCAACAAAUCGUCAAGCUGACCUUGCUCUUCAGCUUUACUUUUUCUUUCCUUUGCUGUCCCUUUUCACUCGGAGCUUAUGGUUUGGAGCCACCGACCGCCCCAGAGCAGGGGAUGUGGCAGCUAAUGCUAGUGACAUUUGUCGCUUAUUCCUUAUUACCAGUGCGGACUUUACUGGCCAUAGUAUUUGGGCUUAUGGUAUCUGUAUCUCAUAUCAUUAUCAGCGCAACGUCUGUCACUGCCAAAAGACACCCGCUGUGGAGAACACUGGUAGCCAAUGCUGUCCUUUUUGCCAGUGUAAAUCUGUCUGGAGUGUUUGUGAGAAUUCUGACAGAAAGAGCUCAGAGAAAAUCCUUUCUUCAGGCCAGAAACUGCAUAGAGGACAGGCUGAGGCUGGAGGACGAGAAUGAGAAGCAGGAGCGACUUCUAAUGAGCCUUCUGCCUAGAAAUGUGGCAAUGGAGAUGAAGGAAGACUUUUUAAAACCUCCUGAACGGAUUUUUCACAAGAUCUAUAUUCAGAGGCAUGACAAUGUCAGCAUCUUGUUUGCAGAUAUUGUGGGCUUCACAAGCCUGGCCUCUCAGUGUACGGCCCAGGAACUGGUGAAGCUUUUAAAUGAACUCUUUGGAAAGUUUGAUGAGUUAGCCACUGAAAAUCACUGCAGGAGAAUCAAGAUCCUUGGAGAUUGUUAUUACUGUGUUUCUGGACUGACCCAGCCAAAAACUGAUCAUGCUCACUGCUGUGUGGAAAUGGGAUUGGAUAUGAUUGAUACCAUCACGUCUGUAGCUGAAGCCACUGAGGUGGACCUGAACAUGAGAGUUGGACUUCACACAGGGAGGGUGCUUUGUGGGGUACUUGGCCUCCGCAAAUGGCAGUAUGAUGUCUGGUCCAAUGAUGUGACCCUAGCAAAUGUAAUGGAAGCUGGUGGUUUACCUGGGAAGGUUCACAUUACAAAGACCACCCUGGAGUGCCUCAAUGGAGACUAUGAAGUAGAACCUGGAUAUGGCCAUGAGAGAAAUAGUUUUCUACAGAAGCAUAACAUUGAAACAUUUUUUAUUGUUCCAUCUCAUCGACGUAAGAUAUUCCCGGGAUUAAUCCUCUCAGACAUAAAACCUGCCAAAAAGAUGAAAUUCAAAACCGUUUGCUACUUACUUGUUCAGCUCAUGCACUGCCGAAAGAUGUUCAAAGCAGAGAUUCCCUUUUCUAACGUUAUGACGUGUGACGAUGAUGACAAGAGAAGGGCGCUCAGAACAACUUCGGAAAAACUAAGAAAUCGCACUUCCUUUUCUACCAAUGUAAUACACAACACCCCUGGCACAAGGGUAAACAGAUAUAUCAGUCGACUCAUAGAGGCACGACAAACUGAGUCAGAGAUGGCAGAUUUACAUUUCACCACAUUAAUGUACAAACAUGCUGAGCGGGAGCAGAAAUAUCAUCAGCUUCACGAUGAAUACUUCACCAGUGCAGUAAUUCUCUCACUGAUCCUCGCUGCCUUAUUUGGCCUUGUCUACCUUCUAAUAAUACCACAGAGUACUGUUGUUCUUGUCCUCCUGGUGUUCUGCAUAUGCUUCCUUGUUGCUUGUAUUAUGUAUCUGCAUGUCACUAGAGUACAGUGUUUUCCAGGGUGCCUGACCAUACAAAUUAGAACAAUUUUGUGUGUGUUCAUAGUGGUCUUAAUUUAUGCAGUGGCCCAAGGAUGCGUGGUUGGCUGUAUGCCAUGGAUUUGGAACAACAACUCCAGCAGUUCUAUAGUGAUCAUCAACUCCAAUGGAGUGAACAGAACAAUGGCAGAGCUGCCAUGCGAUACAGCCCACUAUGCCUUUCUCUCAUGUGUCGUUGGGACUCUAACACUUGCAAUAUUUCUACGUGUUUCCUCAUUGGCAAAAAUGAUCCUGCUCUUCCUUGUCACUAUUUUGUACAUAGUUAUUCUUGAAAUCAGUGGAUUCAGAAAAUCACUGGGGGGAGGUUCUUUUUACUUACGAGGAUAUGAACCCAUUUUAGCAAUUUUGCUGUUUUUCUGUGCUUUGGCACUUCACUCCAGACAACUGGACCUCAAGUUACGUCUGGACUAUCUCUGGGCUGCACAGGCAGAAGAGGAGAGAGACGACAUGGAAAGAGUGAAGCUUGACAACAAAAGGAUUUUAUUUAACCUACUCCCAGCACACGUUGCACAGCACUUUCUGAUGUCCAACCCAAGGAACAUGGUAAGUGAAUUUCACUGCCACAUGGGUAAAAUAUCAAAAAAAAAUAUUAAUUUAAAUUAUCCAUGGUUGCAGGAUCUUUACUACCAAUCGUAUUCCCAAGUGGGUGUGAUGUUUGCUUCCAUUCCCAAUUUCAAUGAUUUCUAUAUUGAGCUGGAUGGCAAUAACAUGGGUGUGGAAUGCUUACGCCUGUUGAAUGAAAUCAUUGCUGAUUUUGAUGAGCUGAUGGACAAAGAAUGUUACAUGGAUAUUGAAAAGAUUAAAACUAUUGGCAGCACCUACAUGGCAGCAGUGGGGUUAGUGCCUACAACAGGAACCAAGGCCAAAAAGUCAAUCUACACUCACCUAAGCACAGUGGCAGAUUUUGCGAUAGAGAUGUUUAAUGUGCUAGAUGCAAUCAACUACCAAUCAUAUAACGACUUUGUCUUAAGAGUUGGUAUCAAUGUUGGACCUGUAGUGGCAGGAGUCAUUGGGGCCAGGAGACCACAAUAUGACAUCUGGGGAAACACUGUUAAUGUAGCCAGCAGAAUGGACAGCACUGGAGUUCAAGGGAAAAUACAAAUAACUGAAGAUGUGUAUCAAAUACUCAAGAAGUGCGACUAUGAGUUUGUGUGUCGGGGGAAGGUCAGUGUGAAAGGAAAAGGAGAAAUGCUGACAUAUUUCCUGGAGGGGCAAUCCAAUGGUCCUAACCAACAGACCAGGUCAGCGAGUCUUGAGAGGAAAAAGUACCCUUAUGGGAGAGCCAACAUUCAAACAAAGUUGGGCGCUAACUGUCCUUCAGUGUCGUCCGUAGCAAGCUUUACAGUGAAAGCUGGCCUUGGAACCAUUCAGGCCUCUAGUGCACUCUCAAACCAGACUGCGCAUUGCCUUCCAUCUGUGCCAGCUGCUAAGGAAGCAUGAAAAUGCUAUUUUGGUCAAGGACAGGUUUUGCUUACAAGAGAGGAACAUUCAGCAGACUAUAUAAUAAAUCUAUGAAAAGGCCAUCUCAACAGAAAUUUUCAAUUCAGUUAUGCAUGAAUUUUCACCAGAAGGUCUUGGGUAACAGCACAACCAAGGAUCACUGCAAUCCUACCAAAGAGAACUUUGGGUUCCACUAAAAAGAACUUUCGGAAAGGUAACAAGGGCUAACACUUUGUUAGGAUAGGUCCGAUAGGUCCUAAUUUGAGGUUUGAAAGUGCUUAUAGAAAUUUCAGAUACUUUGUACACUCUUAAUGUGCUUUUACCUCUGUUACCCAAACUGGAUGGACCAACGUUUCAUGUAAACAAUAAACCCUUCCAGUAAAGCAUCAGGGAAUAAAAGAUUCAAAUAUACCUAAAAUUAGUUUAAUGGUAUAUAACAACAAAAGUCAAUCUUACUUAAAGAGUAAGUCGUGGGGUUCCAAAAAAUAUAGCGUUACACGUCCCCACAUGUUGGU
This is a messenger RNA of Polyodon spathula (Mississippi paddlefish), 4320 nucleotides long. Its product is annotated as adenylate cyclase type 1-like. Lineage: Eukaryota; Metazoa; Chordata; Actinopteri; Acipenseriformes; Polyodontidae. Gene Ontology annotation, molecular function: adenylate cyclase activity. Gene Ontology annotation, biological process: adenylate cyclase-activating G protein-coupled receptor signaling pathway; cAMP biosynthetic process; intracellular signal transduction. The coding region runs from base 365 to 3805 and encodes 1146 amino acids. The record is from RefSeq and is a predicted model, not a curated record. Gene Ontology annotation, cellular component: plasma membrane. The transcript has 20 exons.